Thunnus maccoyii (southern bluefin tuna) is the source of this 2594-nucleotide messenger RNA. RefSeq names its product alpha-tectorin-like. The transcript is spliced from 17 exons. Bases 1 to 2175 code for a protein of 724 amino acids. NCBI's taxonomy places the organism in Eukaryota, Metazoa, Chordata, Actinopteri, Scombriformes, Scombridae. The record is from RefSeq and is a predicted model, not a curated record.
AUGCCUGACGUGAUGUUAUGGAAUGCCCUAAUGGCUCCCUGUCAGUGGACCUCCAAUAUGUUCUGUUUCAUACUGUACCUGGCUGCACUCAGCCUGCUGGCAGGUUCUGCUGAAACAAACCAGACCUUUACCAGUACUGGGGAGAUGAACAUCACCACGUGUCCCAUCACCUAUUAUGGACAGAAAUAUGAGAAAGUAUAUGUGGCAGAUGCACAGGUAGACGGCCGAACGGUGUCUAAACAGAAAUUUCAGACAAAUGAAACGAGUAAGGGUGUCAUUACAGACAUGAGUGGAUGCAGACUCUCAGGUGUUGUUUAUAAAACUAAUACAACAGUAAGGGACCCAAACAUCUGCUCUACUGUAACCUGUGAUGUGACUGGAGUCGCCAGUGCCGUCAGUUAUUGUGGCCCCAUGGAGCGUUGCCAGGGCGAUGGCAGUUGUACCUCGCACACUACGUGCACUAUGACGGGCUCCACUGUCAUCGAUUUCAUUGGCAGAGUUCGCUUUGUCCCGGAUCGGUGUGGAUAUACUUUAUUGAAGUCCUCAGAAAUCCCAGACUUCCAGGUUCUGGGGGUUUUCCAAGAACGACGCCGAAAAGAUGUUAGCUUUUUGGACCAGGUGAUACUGCAGCUGGACGGGCCAGGUGUUCAGAUUUCUCUGGAACAAGGUGGCAGAAUUCGGCUGAACAACAAAUUUCUGGAGCUCAAUGGCACCACUGCAGUUUACCACGGUGUGGGGCUCUAUAAGGACCAGACAGGAGUGACUGCUAAGAUAUCGGCAUCCAACUACACGGUUUCUGUUCUCUUUGAUGGCAACACCGCACAGAUCGACAUGACAGGACGAAGUAAAGCACCCAUACAAGGUGUAUGUGGCAAUUCCAGAAGGACUUUGAGUGAAGAGAGGGUCUCCGAAUACAGUGCCCCUGGUUGUGAGAUACAGCAUGAUGACGCUGAUGACAGUACCAUCAACUGCAAUGCCACAACUAAAUGGUGUAAUCUCCUGAAGCGGACACCCUUCUCUGCUUGCAACAUGCACAUUGACCCAGAGCCCUUCAUCACUGCCUGCAGACACACUUUGUGCAAAUACCCUGCAGUAGAUGGUCUCAAAUGCCAGUUCCUGGAAGCCUACGCCAGGGCCUGCAGCCACAACACCAAAGUCACAGUGGAGGGCUGGAGGUCAAAGAGCCGCUGCUCUGCUGUCCCUCGGGCCUUCUGUCAGCACAAAUUCUGCAGUGCUCAUGAGUUCUGUGGUGAGAAGCUCAAUGGUGGGGAAACCAGUUGCAUCUGCCGAGCCAUUUUUGCCUCCAAGUACAGAUCUACAAACACUUUUGGUGAGCCGACGGUCUGCAAGCAGAAGUCUGCAUCACUAACUCUGGCUGGUUGUCUUUUGGAGGACAAAGGCAUUGACUACUCUGCCUUACACCUCAAUGACGAGACCUGCAAAGGUGAAAUGGACAAUCUGACCCACAUGGUGACGUUCAGCUUCAAUAACAUGAACACUUGUGGUACGGUGGUCAUGGCAAACAACAGCCAAAUUAUCUACAAGAACACCAUCAUGUCACGGAACAGCUCUAUGGGUGGCCUGAUCAACCGUCACAGUAGAGCGCAUAUUGACUUCUCCUGUUCAUACAGUCAGCCAGAUAUCAAGAGCUUGGCCAUCAAACUCAAACAAAGCUCUGUGAUCCAGCAGAUUACAUCUGGGCAAUGGAUUUACAAUCUGACCAUGGCAGCAUACACCGACCCUUCUGGCAAGGAACCUAUUCAGUCAAGCACAGAGAUUCAACUGGACAAGACAAUCUGGGUGAAGCUGAAGACGUAUGGGCUGGAUGAAAAAAUAAUUGUUGUGGUGACCGACUCCUGCUGGGCAACCGAUCAGCCAUCGCCAAGUGGGAGCCUGAGAUAUGAUCUCAUCAUCAAAGGCUGCCCUAACCCUGCAGACCAGACGGUGAAGGUGGAGGGCAACGGAGUGGGCACAUCCAACCGCUUCUCUUUCAACACGUUCCAGUUUUCUGGCAAAAAUGGCUCCAUCUAUCUGCACUGCAGAUUGGAACUGUGUGUCAGGCAGGGUGAUACCUGUGCCCCGAGGUGUGGCCAGGCUACCAGGAGGCAAAGAUCCGUCAUGCCAAAAUAUGAGGAUGAAAACCCUGCCCUCAUCACCAUGGCCUGGACUAAUUAGACAGCUUCACACCCCCACCAACUUCCUCCUCUUCUCACUGGCUGUCUCAGAUUUCUUCGUGGGCCUCAUCAUAUUUUUUAAAAUUUUCUUCACAUACGGUGCUGGAUCUUCGGUGACCUCAUGUGUUUUAGACUACAUUAGUACCUCUUCCUCAGUAGGAAACAUAGUGCUCAGAUCUGUAGACCACUAUGUGGCUAUUUGUGAUCCUCUGCAUUACCCCAAGAAAGUCACUCAAAAAAGAGAAGAAAUACUGCUUCAUGUUAUUGAGUCAGUGACAUAAAAGCCUCAUCUAACUUUUCACAAAGAUUAAUUCUAAUGUAUUGUGACAGAAAUAUGUAUAAAUGGCUUUCUGUCUGCUGUUCAUUGAGUUUUACACCUGUAAUAUGUCUGUCAUUCCAUUCUUUUUUUGUUAGGCAAUG